AUGAUCUUCGAGGUGCUCCAGCAGGUCCUGAACGAGUUCUUCGUGGACGUUCAGGAGGAUAAUGUGUCCUUCUAUGCUGGAGACUUGUUCGAACCCAGCCACUUCAAACUCAGCGACGUCUUCCUCCAGACAUCGGUCAUUAACUCGCUGCAAUUGCCGUUCGAGUUGUCUGCUGGAUACCUUGGCAACGUCACUGUCGAGGGUCUCGUGGGUGCUGUGGCUGGUUGGCCACUGGAAGUCAGUGUUAGCGACCUCUGUCUCGUGUUAAAGCCCCGAAAAGUACAAUGGGAGAACGAACUGCUCAUCCGCUACGCAAGAGAGCUACUUGUCGCCAUCUGCCAAUGUCUCGGGAGGCCAGCGGCCGUAAAGAAAGACAGCGCAUCUUUCAUUUCUCCUGCAAAGUGGAUAUGGAGUCGAAUUAAAGCGGUGGGGGCGGAUAUGACAGUCCAGUUGGAGCGCAUUCAUAUUCGAGUGGAGAGUCCACGCAGUGACAAUCUUGUGGCCUACGGACUUUAUAUUCCGUUGAUUCGCUUCGCCCCACGAGAAGUGGAAGAGCAAAUUCUUUACCGACGGCAGCAACCAGGUGUCGUGUAUCCCAAAGCGUCCAUUAACUUCUUUUCCAAGCUGCUCACGAUCGAAAACGUGUCAUUCUACACUGAUCUCGAUUCCAGUACCUACUGGACAGCAGCAAAAGAGACCGCAGAGCACCCAAUAGCGGUUUUGCUGACGUCUCAAGAGCCAAUUACUUCAUCGAAUCAACGCACACUUGAAGAAGUGUUGAAACGUUUCAAGGAAUGCGCUCUCAGACCCUUCAGACGUGCUAAACAACGCGAGUUAGCGUUUAUUCGCGUGCUGUGGAUCAAACUUGACUUCAAACGAGCGCCACAAAAUCCCAGCGACAGCAAAAGUCCAGUGAGACCUGUUCUGACAGCAGUGGACAUCGCUACGGAAGAGAUCGAGGUGAAAGUUGACUUUGAUCAAGUUGCAAUGACGCUAGAAGAACUCGAGCACGUGGUUGACUACUUCAAACGCGCACGCACAUGGCAUUGGCGUCCUUCCUGCAUCGAUCGAGAGCAUCACGCACCGCCGUCUGUCCAGUUGUCGGCCAUUGCUCUUCUCCCGCUGCCAUUAAGUGACGAGGAACGUGCUUCACUGGUUUUCUCCAUCGAUAAGCAGCGCAAGUCCAGACUUUGGUUCCGGGCCAUGUGGAGGUACGCUUUCCGUUGUAUCGUCGACCAAAAACUCAAGUCAAGACGAGAAGAGACAGAUGAAGAGACUGAUGCCGCAAUUUGGUGGCGUUUUAACGACAUUGUCGACAAGGAACUGCAGCAAGUACGUCGUCAACGCUACAUGCAUUUGUACGCUCGCAGUUUGAGUCCCGAUGCCAUGGAGAUUGCGUUAUACGGUCGAGGAAAGGCUCUUCUGAGUUUAUACUCCCAAGAUCCGGCUAAUAAACCUCCAGCAUCUCCAAGACGUCGACCUCUGCCAGUAUUUGAUCCAUUGACUCAAGAAGAGCAGUGGGAACUCUCCGACUUCGUCACCACCAUGUCCGUCUACGAGCAACGAGUGUGUCGAGCUCUAGCAGAGCAGGAGCUUCGACGAGAUUAUACAGCAGCUCCUCCCUCUCCAACACGGAAAGUCUCGUCCUCGAUGGAGUUUUCAGUGGCGCCUACCGACUCAACAUCGCACCAUGGUCGAAGUUACUCGGUCGAUAGCAUAGCUUCAACGUCUCCACAUCGACCUGCCAGUCCAGACGCAACCGUGAGCCGUCAUAAGCGAGGAUUGACACUUGCGUUAACACCCGGUGAGCUAUCCGUUCGUCUCGCUUCUUCGCCAACAAUACGACCUCAUUCCGCUUCAACUAGCGAUCUACCGAGUCCAACUAAACACGAAAGCGCGUUGGACUUGGAACCACUUCGAGCCUGGAUCUUCAAGCAGCGACAACUAGGCCUGCACACCACAUCUUGGUUCGAGAAGCAGUUCUUCCAUACUUGGGUGCUCAAUCCAACCAAAGUUAUUCCUUUACUCAACUGGCACAUUGGGCCCGUGAGAGUUCGUCUAACAGCAGGUGAUGCUGAUCAUGUACAAGUAACGAAACGUGACAUUGGAGUCGAAAUCGGCAUCGAAGGUUGUAGCGGCGCCAUGCUCCUCAGUAGAGUUCCGUUCUUGCGCAUGCUCGUGGAAUUUCGCGUCGGUCUUCUCCAUGUGACGCUGAUGCGAAAGCCUCAGCUCGAUACCGACGUGGAUUCAGGGGAUCUGUACAAAUGGAUCUCGAGUGGCUACAUCCGCUCACCGGAAGACGGAUUCUUUUACGUAGGUCUCAAAUAUUCCGCCCACGAAGUAGCAGCCGAGCCGAAUGGUAGAGUUCAGUUCGUGGGGAAUCCUGAAGAGGAGCUGGGGUUAAAAGGACGAAUGUGCGUUGGCCCGAUUAAGAUCGACUGCAACGAAGCUGCGAUCAGAGCUGCUAUGGGACAGAAUGUUGCUGAUGAACUUCAGACGUCAAAUACGGACGUUGCAAGUGCGACCCACUUUUCGGUGCUACAAGAUGCUUACCACAACUUCGUGCGUCUCGUUGUUCAUCUGCCAAAGCGAAAAGGGUCCCGCAAACGGAAUCCCAAAGACACUAGUCCACGCGCCAAGAAGAGACCUGGUGUGUCCAAUGUCACUGAUCCAGUUCCACCUGACCAGCAGAAGCUCGAGAGAAGUGCGAGAAGAACACGAAUGUUCCACGCAUUGCUACUGCGCUCUUCGACAUUUGAGGUAGAAGUCGGCACUCUCGAAGUCAAUCUAUCAACGUACACCAGCCACAUCGAAAAGGCUCUUCGUGGCCAAGUACCGAGGCGUUUUGAGGCGAUCAAACCGUCAGAAACGCGAGAAGAAGUGAACGUCAAGCUGCCCUCGAUGAUAUGUCGACUGCAGAAUCGUCCGGCGAUGAACGAGUGCGUCGUGGAUGCCGCCGGUGCGCGUGUCAUCUAUCGAUCUACCGAGCAAGGUCGUGCCGCCGUAAUUCGACACCUCGCGCAAUUGUUCAAGCUGUAA
This is a messenger RNA of Phytophthora infestans T30-4, 3039 nucleotides long. RefSeq lists its product as uncharacterized. The coding region runs from base 1 to 3039 and encodes 1012 amino acids. The transcript has 7 exons. Lineage: Eukaryota; Oomycota; Peronosporomycetes; Peronosporales; Peronosporaceae. The record is from RefSeq and is a predicted model, not a curated record.